CACGAAUCAAACACUGCAGUCAGGUGUUUCUCGAAGACGCGUCACUGUUUUGACUCUAUCUGGGAAGUAUUUCGAUGAUAGAGCAGCCGAAGUAGGCCUAUACAAAAUAACUGACCAUAUUCCGUCUAAAACGGAACAAUGUGAAGAGCACCAGGAGAGAAGCUGUUUGUGAAUAAUUCGAAUCCGUUUGAGAAAUGCUGCUGUCUAGACACUGUAUGGAUUUAUGAAUUAAAAGAAGUCUGUGUUUGAUGAUCUUCAUCUUUUGAUGUUCUUCUGUUGAGACAGAGCCCUGUUAAUAAAAUGAGUCUCUGUGAGAAGAGAGAGGAGGAGGAGGAGGAGGAGGAGGAGGAAGCCCACACAUAUAAAGCAGCAUCUCCAGAACCCAGCUGUGUGUCUAUGAAGAGUGAUUCAUCCAUGGCAAUCCCCCUUAAUCUCAGUGAUGGAGCAGUGACCCCUGACACAUUGGUGAUAUUAAAGAGAGAUGAUGUGAUCAGAUCAGGGACACCCCAUCUGACCUGUACUGACUCUGACUAUCAGACCCUCAUCAGAGACUCGGAGACGCAGAGAGUCAAAGACCAGCACAAAACCAGCAUGAAGAACAAGUAUGAGAGAUUAAUUGAGGGAAUCAGACUAGAAGAGAAUCAAACCCUCCUGAACAGGAUCUACACACAGCUCUACAUCAUAGAGGGAGAGAGUGAAGGAGUGAAUAAAGAACAUGAGAUUUUACAGAUGGAGAAAGCAGCAACAACACAAGACACUCCAAUCUACUGCAAUGACAUAUUUAAAGAAGGAAAUGAGAAAGGUAAAAUCAAGACUGUUCUUACUAAAGGCAUCGCUGGAAUUGGAAAAACUGUCUCCGUGCAGAAGUUUAUUCUGGAUUGGUCUGAGGGAAAAGCCAAUCAAGAUGUAGAUUUUAUGUUUGUGCUUCCAUUUCGAGAGCUGAACUUGAUUAAAGAUCACCAGUACAGUCUUCUCAGACUUCUGCUGGAUUUUAAUCCUGAACUUCAAGAUCUGGACUCAAAGAUUUAUGAGGAGGGUAAAGUUGUGUUCAUCUUUGAUGGUCUGGAUAAAAGCAGAAUCACACUGAUGUUUAAAGAUGCUGAGAAAGUUUGUGAUGUGAACGAGUCUUCAUCAGUGGGUUUGUUGAUGUCAAAACUCAUCAGAGGAGAUCUGUUUCCCUCUGCUCUCAUCUGGAUCACCUCCAGACCAGCAGCAGCCAAUCAGAUCCCCUCAAAAUACAUCAACCGUGUGACAGAAAUUCAGGGAUUCAAUGAGCCUCAGAAGGAGGAAUAUUUCAAGAAGAGAAUCAGUGAUGAGCAUCAAGCCAGCAGAAUCAUCUCACACAUCAGAAGAUCAAGAAGCCUCAACAUCAUGUGUCACAUACCUGUCUUCUGCUGGAUCUCAGCCACUGUGCUUCAAAACCUCCUGAAACAAGAUGACAGUGCAGAAAUCCCUCAAACUCUGACUGAAAUGUACAUCCACUUCCUGCUGACUCAGAUCAAGAUGAGGAAUCAAAAAUAUGAAGAAAGAGAUCAGGAGAUAUCACUAAAGUCCAAUAGAGAUGUGAUUGUGAAACUUGCUGAGCUGGCUUUCAAACAGCUGAUGAAAGGCAAUAUGAUGUUCUAUGAGGAGGACCUGAUUGAGAGCGGCAUAGACAUCACUGACGCCUCAGUGUAUUCUGGGAUUUGCACUGAGAUCUUUAAAGAGGAAUCUGUAUUUCAUCACAGGAAAGUCUACAGCUUCAUUCAUCUGAGCUUCCAGGAGUUUUUAGCUGCUUUCUUUGUGUUUUAUUGCCUUGUAGUCAAAGAUGAUGCAUCACUGAAGUUGUUUCUAAAUGAUUUGUGGUACAGAUUUAAGGAUAAGUCUCUGUAUGUUCUAGUCACAUUAGCAGUUGAUAAAUCCUUACAGAGUGAAAAUGGACACCUGGAUCUGUUCCUGCGAUUCCUGCUGGGCGUCUCUCUGGAGCCAAAUCGUAGACUCUUACAGGAUCUACUGACAGACACAGUGAAGAUCUCAAAGAGCAUCAGGGGAACCACACAGUACAUUAAAGACAAACUCAAGGGUGAUGAAAAUCUUUCAGCUGACAGAUGCAUUAAUCUGUUCCACUGUCUGCUGGAAAUGAAGGAUCAGACUCUGUACAGAGAGAUCCAGAAGUUUUUAAAAUCAAAGUAUCACUUAGUGAACCGACUCUCUCCGUCUCACUGCUCAACAAUCACCUACAUGCUUCAGAUGUCAGAGAAGGUGAUCGAUGAGCUUGAUGUAAAGAAAUACAACUCAUCAGAUGAGGGCAGAAGGAGACUGAUACCAGCUGUGAUCAACUGCAUAAAAGCUGUACUCACAGACUGUAAUCUCACUGAUCAGUGCUGUGAAAGUUUGUCUUCAUCUCUACAAUCAAACUCCUCACUGAGAGAGCUGGACUUGAGUCACAAUGACCUGCAGGAUUCAAGAGUAAAGCUUCUGUCUGAUGGACUGAAGAGUCCAAACUGUCAACUCAACAUACUGAGAUUAUCUGGCUGUAUGGUGACAGAGGAAGGCUGUUGUUUUCUGGCAUCAGCUCUGAGUUCAAACCCCUCACACCUGAGAGAGCUGGAUCUGAGCUACAAUCACCCAGGACAAUCAUUAGUCAAGCUGCUCUCUGAUCCAAACUACAGACUGGACAAACUCAACAUGGAUCAUGGAGGAGAGUUCAGGAUUAAAGCAGGACCACGGAAGUAUGCAUGUGAUCUCACACUGGAUCCAAACACAGCAAACACUCGUCUCAUUCUGUCUGAGAAGAACAGAAAGGUGACACAUGUGUCAGAGGAUCAGUCGUAUCCUGAUCAUCCAGAGAGAUUUGAUAAAUGUCGUCAGGUUGUUUGUAAAGAGAGUCUGUCUGGAUGCUGCUACUGGGAGGCUGAAUGGAGCGUGUCUUCAGUUAAUAUAUCAGUGACAUACAAAGGAAUCAGCAGAAAAGGAAAUGGUGAUGAACACUGGUUUGGAUUAAAUAAAAAAUCCUGGAGUCUGGCCUGUAGCAAUAGCAGAUUCACUGCCAGUCACAAUAAUAAAAGCACAGACAUACCUGUCCCUUUAAGCUCUAACAGAAUAGGAGUGUAUCUGAACUGGUCAGCUGGUGUUCUGUCCUUCUACAGCGUCUCUGACACAAACACACUCACGCACUUACACACAUUCAACAGCAGAUUCACUGAACCCCUCUAUGCUGGAUUUGGAGUUUAUUCUGAUAGUUCAGUGUCUCUGUGUGAGAUUAAAUAGCCUUCAGUGAGAAACAAUUGAGACAACAGUUGAGUGAGAAGAUGAUAACAUUUGAACUUUUCGGUUAUUGUAACACGUGACACGCUAUAGGUAACAAUACAAGACGUGUAUCCGUAAUAUCUUUUUAAAUACAUGACAACAUUAACUUUAAUCACGUGCUGUAGUGCAGUUGUGUUUUAUGCACUCAAAUACAAAUACAGUGCUAUUUCGUAUAAUGUUUAUUUAUAUAAAGUUUGCCACACAUAAUCAGACAUUUCACAUCUGAUUUCCUAAACAAUGAGUUGUAUAAAUAUUGUGUUAAUAAAACAAAUGCUUAGUUGAGAAUAUCUACUACUAGUCUACUAACGGUAGAUUAGUAGUCAACAGAUAAUCAACAGAUAAUGAAGUAGUGAUUUUGAUGGUUAAGUUAUGGUUAUGUUACUUGUCUAUUGAAACUGAUGCACUGUUGUCAUGCUACUAAAUGAUUACUGAUAACUAGUAGAGUUGAUGGGCUAUCAAAGGAAAGUGUUACAAGAAAGGAAUAGUUACGUAUAGUCUUUGUGACAUUUAUAUUCCAUAGGUGACGUUGAGGGGAGGUUCCCUUUCCUAGAAAGUCACUAAAUAGGCUGCGAGAAACAAUGCCUCUCUGUCUCUCUCUCUCUCUCUCUCGCACUUGUUCUCAUGGGUGCCUCUUUAAUCGCCUCUUUGGGACUAUUUUUGUUAUUUUAUGCUUGGGUUUAAGCUGUGAUUUUGUGUUUUAAUAUAAUAUUCUUUCUAAUUGAAUCAGUAACGAGUAGUGUAUUUAUUUAUUUAUUAGUUCACAUUUUGUUCAGUUAGUAUGAGCUGAGUGAGGGAAGCAGCUGUCAUGAAGACUCACCUGUUUUAUUUUUAUUUCGGUCAGUCAGUUAACUUUAUUCUGAGAACAGGUGUAGUCAGGUGUUCUGCUUUCUUAGCUUCCCUACCCAUGAACUGAUAUUCUUUCUUUGAUACUAUUCAUUAGAUUAUUUGUCAAUAUUCUUUGUGAAUUGUCAUGCUUUGUUAUUUAUGUUUGACUUGAAUUUAUUGAAUUAAAUGGAGGCAUCUUGAAAUUGUCUUUUUUAUGUGUUCGGACUGUAUCCUUUAUCUACUUGAGUUUAAAUUAAUGAGCUUUAAAAUGAUUAUAGGCUGUAACAGUCAUAUACACCUAGGAUGGAUUGAUGGUGAGUAAAUCAUAGGGUAAUUUUCAUUUGAAUUUAGAAUCUAGUUUUGGCGACUAUUCAUGUAAACAUGUCUUAAGUUAAUGUAAACAUUUUUGGAAAAAUAUGAUGUGAAACAUUAGAUCCAUGAUGUAAUUGUAAUAUAAUUCACCUCAAACAAUGGAAAAAAUAGAAUGAAUCACUCACUCCUUUUGACCGAAUAAUUUUUGUAGCUUUAAUAAUAAAUGUAUUUGUAAUUAAUAAAGUAAAAAUUAUGCAGUGAAUGUAUUUACACAUUUGAGUAUUCAAUAUCAUACAUACGUCACACGCGCAUACCUUAAUCAUUGUUAUUGUUUUAUUGUUUUGGGUCAGUGGACCAAAAAUGUUGAAGUUUGAUUAGAAGAAACGGCAGUAAAAUUAAACUUAUUAAAAUGAUUCAGUUAUUCACUGAUAUAGUGUGUAGCUUUUUAUUUCUCAAACAACCAUUUUUGAAGACGUAUUCAUGUCCAUAUUACAGGAUGACAAUGUUACGGUCAGGCUCAAAUUGGCCAGGAAAAAAAUAUGCCCACCAGUCCUGACCUGGCCUCUGGG
Labeo rohita (rohu) is the source of this 4994-nucleotide messenger RNA. Its product is annotated as NACHT, LRR and PYD domains-containing protein 3-like. Bases 301 to 3249 code for a protein of 982 amino acids. The transcript has 8 exons. Gene Ontology annotation, molecular function: protein binding. The record is from RefSeq and is a predicted model, not a curated record. NCBI's taxonomy places the organism in Eukaryota, Metazoa, Chordata, Actinopteri, Cypriniformes, Cyprinidae.